Molecule: messenger RNA, 1173 nt
Organism: Cryptomeria japonica (Japanese cedar)
Lineage: Eukaryota; Viridiplantae; Streptophyta; Pinopsida; Cupressales; Cupressaceae
Product: receptor-like protein 35
Exons: 1
Coding region: 1-1173 (390 amino acids)
Molecular function (GO): protein binding
Source: RefSeq, a predicted model, not a curated record
AUGUCUCGCUUGACAUUUCUAGACAUCUCCUACAAUUAUGAUUUGGAGACAAGGCAGUCGAGCUCGUGGAUACGAAAUUUGCGAGGGUUGGAGCACCUUCGACUAGCAGAAGUGAAUCUGACAAGAGAUGUGGUAGAGAGUGUUGUUUCUCUUCCCAAUCUUACAUCACUUGUCAUGUCUGAUAUGCCAGGUACACCUCUCUCUCCUCUUGGAAACCUCACCUCACUCUCCCAUCUUGAGCUUUUUGGUACUUACUUCACUCAGCAGUCAUUUCCCAUUUGGAUUUCUAACCUUACAUCUUUGGUUUCCCUCUACCUCACUAAGUACAAUAUCUCCAGUUCCAUGCCUUCUGCUGUUUUAAGCCUUCCACACUUGAGGAACCUUGAGUUGUUUGGAAACCCUAGUCUCAAAGUCAACCUCUCUUCCAUUGUGCAACAUGCUUCCCAGCUCAGUAGCCUUUCUAUUGUACAUUCAGACGUGGGAAGAAUGAUUCCAAAUUCUACUGGAAAUAUGUCCUCAUUAACUACCUCAGCUCUUUAUGAUAACAAUAUUCAAGGUAGACUUCUAGAUUCUAUGGGGAAUAUGUCCUUGCUGACCACCUUAGCUCUUUCUGAUAACAAUAUUGAAGGCAGUCUUCCAGAUUCUAUGGGAAAUAUGUUCUCAUUGACCAGCUUGGAUCUUUCUUAUAACGCUAUUCAAGGCAAUCUUCCAAAUUUUAUUGGAAAUCUCUCACAACUUGAAUAUUUGCGUCUUUCCAGAAAUUCACUAAGAGGCAACAUUCCAUUGAGCUCUUUAGGUGGGCUACCAAAGCUUUCAUAUCUUUCUAUUGGUUCAAACCAAUUAAAUGGAAGCUUACCAUCUACUUUUGGUAAUCUCUCAUCUUUGAUCAAGCUUGAUGUUUCAAAUAAUUCUUUAAGUGGCACAUUCUUACUCUCUCAAUUAGAAAAUUUCACAAAGAUUCGUGACUUGAGUCUUUCUGAUAAUUUCUUGAGAGUGAAAGUUGAAGACUUUUGGAUCCCAAAAUUUCAACUUCAAGCUUUGUAUUUGAGUUCUUGUAAUAUGGAUGGUGAUUUCCCAUCUUUCCUAUCCACUCAAUACAACAUAGAUGAGCUUGACUUAUCCAACAAUUCUCUUGGUGGAAAUAUUCCAGAUUGGUUGUGGGGCCUUACAUAA